CACAGAUACCCCCUAGAGUCACCUGAUGACAGGGUCGGCAGCUGUAUAAAGGGCAUUUUGGGUGUUAUCUCAUGCAAUUGAGCUCUAACAUGGCUAAAGCAGUGAUUUGUGCGCUUAUUGCAUCUCUGUUUGCCUGCUGUAGAUCUGCACCUGUGGGUUUUCAUGGUGGUUCAGAUGCUCACUGCCCUCUGACAGUAAAGAUCCUGGAUGCUGUGAAAGGGACUCCUGCUGGAAACAUAGCUCUGGAUGUCUAUCGCCAAGGUCAAAGUGGACAAUGGGAAAAGAUUGCCAGUGGGAAAGUGGAUAUGGCUGGUGAGGUACACAACUUGAUCACCGAGCAGGAGUUCACUCCUGGCGUGUAUCGGGUGGAGUUUGACACUAAAGCCUACUGGAAGGCGGAGGGUCGUACACCUUUCCACCAGGUGGCUGACGUGGUGUUUGAGGCUCACGCGGAGGGGCAUCGGCAUUACACUCUGGCUCUUCUUCUGAGCCCCUUCUCGUACACCACAACCGCUGUGGUCGUCAAAGCACACGAGUGACAGAACACAACCUAAACAGAGAAAUUACUUUACAUCCAAGGCCCAAGAUUAAGUAUUUGCCACACCUUGCAAUGCCAGGUUGACUGAUAAAAUUCACCAUGUCAAUGUCAUGUCAAAAGUACUUGGCAAAAGUUUGAAAAAAUUAUGAUUUUUAAAUGUUUUUGAAAGUUUCUUAUGCUCACCAAGGCUGCAUUGUUUCACUAAUAUUGUGAAAUUCAGCUCUGCAUCACAGGAAUAAAUUACAUUUUAAAAUAUAUUACAAUUAUUUUUACUGUAUUUUUUAAGGAAAUAAAUUCAGCUUUGGCGAGCAUAAAAGACUUCAUGAAAAACAUCAGAAUGUAGCCAUUAAACUGUAUUUUGCAUUGUAUUUUGCAUUUUUAUUUAAUAAAUACAGUUUUGUCCCUACA
Labeo rohita (rohu) is the source of this 946-nucleotide messenger RNA. RefSeq names its product transthyretin (prealbumin, amyloidosis type I) (gene ttr). The transcript has 4 exons. Gene Ontology annotation, biological process: purine nucleobase metabolic process. Lineage: Eukaryota; Metazoa; Chordata; Actinopteri; Cypriniformes; Cyprinidae. Bases 72 to 539 code for a protein of 155 amino acids. The record is from RefSeq and is a predicted model, not a curated record.